Messenger RNA from Xyrauchen texanus (razorback sucker), 999 nucleotides. It is a transcript of the gene nkx2.4a, whose product is annotated as NK2 homeobox 4a. Gene Ontology annotation, biological process: cell differentiation; regulation of transcription by RNA polymerase II. The transcript has 2 exons. Gene Ontology annotation, cellular component: nucleus. The record is from RefSeq and is a predicted model, not a curated record. Gene Ontology annotation, molecular function: DNA-binding transcription factor activity, RNA polymerase II-specific; RNA polymerase II cis-regulatory region sequence-specific DNA binding. The coding region runs from base 1 to 999 and encodes 332 amino acids. NCBI's taxonomy places the organism in Eukaryota, Metazoa, Chordata, Actinopteri, Cypriniformes, Catostomidae.
AUGUCGCUGAGCCCAAAGCACACAACACCCUUUUCAGUGACAGAUAUUUUGAGCCCAAUUGAGGAGACUUUCAAGAAGUUUAGUGGCAUGGAGAGCACUGGAAACCUCACAUCUCCAUUGGGAGCGUACCGGCAACCCCAGGUGUCCCAGACUGGCAUGCAGCAACACUCUAUGGGCCACAACGCCACUGUGGCGACUAACUACCAUAUGCCACACUCCGUUUCCCAGUUCUCGCAUAGUGCAAUGGGGGGCUACUGUAAUGGCAGCAUUGCCAACAUGGGGGACCUACCAUCUUACCAAGAGACUAUGAGAAACAGCGCAGGAGCAACGGGAUGGUACGGCGCCAAUUCUGACCCUAGAUACUCCACAAGUAUAAACAUGACAGGAAUGGGCACGCUGACAGGCAUGGCCGACACCACCAAAUCCAUCCCAUCUCUGCACGCCGCUCCAAGGAGGAAACGACGGGUGCUCUUCUCUCAAGCACAAGUCUACGAGCUGGAAAGGAAAUUUAAGCAACAGAAAUACCUUUCAGCGCCAGAGAGGGAACACCUGGCUAGCAUGAUACAUCUAACCCCGACGCAGGUCAAGAUCUGGUUUCAGAAUCACCGCUACAAGAUGAAACGACAGGCCAAGGACAAAGUAGCGCAACAGCUUCAACAGGAGGGCACCCUGUGUCAACAGCAGCAGUCGCCGAGGAGAGUGGCUGUUCCUGUUUUAGUGAAGGACGGCAAGUCUUGUCAAAACGGCUCCAACACGCCCACGCCGAACCAGCAGCAGCAAAAUGGUUCCGGUGUCGUGCUUCCUACCUCGAGUAAUUCUAUGAACCAGCACCAAAACCAGCAAGUCAACGCACUUGUGCAGGCCCAAGAACUGGAGGAAAUGUCCCCCAGUCCCCUGUCACUUCCCUCGCAAAUGAAAAACAUGGGCCAGAUGGACACUAUUGUAGAUUACACAAAUAACAUGGUCACAUCAAAUUUGCUUUAUGGCAGAACGUGGUAA